AUGACGGCAGGGGCGCUUGUAAAGGAUGCAGAGCUGCUUGUGGUUCCCAGUAAGGUGAUCAAUCAUCGCUGUGGUAAGUCCGUGCUCAGGGCAAGCCCCCGCAACGUACCCCAGACGGCAGGAGCGGCCAACAGCACCACCCCAUCGAAGAAGAGGGGAGAGCCGAGAAAGGAAAGCACGAGCAGCCGAGCCGAAAUCUGUUGUGUCUACACUUCGCGCGCAAGAGACCAGCGAACGCACAUGAGCAGAAUGGCAGACACGACGACCGACACAGAGACGCCGAGGGCGAUCAUUGUCGGGGCCGGGCUGGCGGGCCUGGUGGCGGCAUAUGAGCUGACGCAGCGAGGCGUGUCGGUGGUGAUGGUGGAGCAGGAGACGCGGGCCAACCUGGGCGGCCAGGCCUUUUUCUCGCUGGGCGGGCUCUUCUGCGUCGACUCGUCCGAGCAGCGACGCUGGGGCAUCAAGGACUCACGGGCGCUGGCACUGGGCGACUGGCUGGGGACGGCGCAGUUCGACCGGCUGGACGGCGACGACCGAUGGCCGCGGCAGUGGGCGGAAGCGUUUGUGGACUUUGCGACCGGCGAGCUGGAGCAGUACGUCAAGCGGCUGGGACUGCGGUUCCUGUCGGUAGGCUGGGCAGAACGUGGCGACGGCACGGCGACAGGACACGGCAACUCGGUGCCGCGCUUCCACCUGACCUGGGGCACAGGGCCAGAGGUGGUGCGGAUCUUUGCCGAGCCGGUAGAAGCGGCCGAGAAGCGCGGACUGGUGACGUUCCGACACCGUCACAUGGUGGACCGGCUGCUGGUGGACGAGACGACAGGACGGGCAGUGGGCGUGACCGGACGGGUGCUGGCAGCAGACGAAGCAGUGCCGCGCGGCCAGCCGACAUCGCGCGUCGUGGUCGAUACGUUUGAGAUCCGGGGCGCAGCCGUGCUGGUGGCAGCCGGCGGUAUCGGCGGCAACGUCGAGAUGGUGCGACAGGCUUGGCCGGUGGCACGGCUGGGACCACGAGUGCCACAGCGCUUUGUCGUCGGAGUGCCGGCUCACGUGGACGGCCGCAUGAUGGGCAUCGCCGAGCAGGCCGGAGCCCACACGGUCAACCGCGACCGCAUGUGGCACUACACCGAGGGUCUGCAGAACUGGGACCCCAUAUGGUCCAACCAUGGGAUCCGCGUGCUGCCAGGCCCGUCGUCGCUCUGGCUCGAUGCCACCGGCAAACGGCUGCCGCCCAGCCUCUUUCCCGGCUCCGACACGCUCGCAACGUUGCGCCACAUCUGCGCCACAGGCCAUGACUACAGCUGGUUUGUGCUCGACCGUGCCAUCGUCGCCCGCGAGUUUGCCCUCUCUGGCUCCGAGCAGAACCCUGACAUCACCGACAAGAGCUACUGGCAGGCCCUGCUGCAGCGCGUCCUCAGCCGUCGCGGCACCGUGCCCGUCCAGCAGUUUUGUGCCCAUGGCGCCGACUUUGUCGUGCGCGACUCGCUCGAGGACCUCGUCGACGGCAUGAACGAGCUCGCCCGUACGAUCGACGGCCCGCUGCUCGACCAUGCUGCCGUCCGUGCUGUCGUCGAGGCUCGCGACGCCCAGCUUGACAACCCCUACAGCAAGGAUGCCCAGGCCAUGCUCGUGCGCAACGCUCGCCUCUACUGGUACGAUCGGCUGACCCGCGUCGCUGCUCCCCAUCGUCUGCUGGACCCGCGCCAUGGUCCCUUGAUUGCCGUGCGCAUGAACCUGCUCACCCGCAAGACUCUUGGCGGCAUCGAGACCGACCUGCAGUCGCGCGUCCAGCGUCCCGACCACUCCGUCUUCCCCGGCCUCUAUGCUGCUGGCGAGAUCGCUGGCUUUGGUGGUGGUGGCGUCCACGGCUAUGCCGCCCUCGAGGGCACCUUUCUGGGCGGCUGCAUCUUUUCCGGACGUGCGGCUGGCCGUGCUAUGGCCGACGAGAUCCUGGGGAGCGUGCACGAGGGAUAG
Grosmannia clavigera kw1407 is the source of this 1974-nucleotide messenger RNA. Its product is annotated as 3-ketosteroid-delta-1-dehydrogenase. The transcript has a single exon. The record is from RefSeq and is a predicted model, not a curated record. The coding region runs from base 1 to 1974 and encodes 657 amino acids. NCBI's taxonomy places the organism in Eukaryota, Fungi, Ascomycota, Sordariomycetes, Ophiostomatales, Ophiostomataceae. Gene Ontology annotation, molecular function: oxidoreductase activity, acting on the CH-CH group of donors.